Raphanus sativus (radish) is the source of this 2635-nucleotide messenger RNA. RefSeq lists its product as uncharacterized. The record is from RefSeq and is a predicted model, not a curated record. The transcript has 11 exons. Gene Ontology annotation, cellular component: integrator complex. Gene Ontology annotation, biological process: snRNA processing. Lineage: Eukaryota; Viridiplantae; Streptophyta; Magnoliopsida; Brassicales; Brassicaceae. The coding region runs from base 174 to 2258 and encodes 694 amino acids.
CCGGCUUCCAUUAAACACCGAUACUUUCUCAGACGCAUCUGUUGUUAGUCUCUCUCUCAAUCAACUCUCUAUCCUCUAGAAAAGCUCUGACUUUGAGCCUCUUUUGAUGUUCUCCGUAUAACUACUACUUGAGGUUAUUUGAUUUCGACAGAUUCUACUGUUGUUUUGUCUCCAUGGAACUGACUUGUCUGAGCAAAGGAGAUGGCUUUCACUACCCGCCUUGUCACAUGCUGAACCUAAGUGGUUUCAGGAUCUUGAUCGACUGCCCUUUGGACCUUUUAGCAACCACAAUCUUCUCCCCUGUUCCGUGUGAUGUGGGCACUGAAGCUUCUGCAUAUCCAACACCUGAAGAGGAUGAUGCUCAGAAUCCACUUCAAAAGAAGCAAAAACUGGAGGAGAGACAGAUGACUCCUGAUGACUUGGUGUGCGCAGAACCGUGGUACAAAACUGUCAAGGCCUUGCAUUUAUGGGAGGUUUCUUUAAUCGAUAUAGUUCUCAUCUCCAACCCCAUGGGGUUGCUCGGGUUGCCAUUCCUUACUCAAAACCCAAGAUUCUGUGCCAAGAUAUAUAUGACUGAAGCAACAGCUAAGAUUGGGCAGCUCAUGAUGGAAGAUCUCGUCUCUAUGCACAUGGAGUUCAGACGCUUACAUGGCCCACCUGAAGACUCUAGUUUUCCUUGGUGGACAAAGAAUCUAGAUGGUAAAGAUGUGCCAGCCCUGCUUAAGAAUGUUGUCUUCGGUGAGAAUGGUGAUGAUCUAGGGAGUUGGAUGCGUCUGUACAGUUUAGAUGAUAUAAAGAGUUGCAUGAAGAAGGUUCAAUCUCUAAAGUUUGCAGAAGAAGUUUGUUAUAAUGGGACGUUGAUCAUUAAGGCCCUAAGUUCAGGUCUAGAUAUAGGGGCUUGCAAUUGGUUGAUCAACGGACCUAAUGGGAGUCUAAGUUAUGUGUCAGACUCCAUCUUUGUUUCACAUCAUGCGAAAAGUUUCGACAUUGAUGGACUAAGAGGAACCGAUGUGAUGAUUUACUCUGGUUUCUCAUGCCUCCAAACCGCAGAAAUGACCGAGAGUGAUUGUAUAUCAACAAUCAGUGAGAAUAAUGACGGGAGCUUGGCUGCUUCGUUACUAGACAAUGAAGAAAGCUUAGAAGAGCUAGAGAAACUAGCUUUUGUUUGCUCAUGUGCUGCAGAGUCUGCGGAUGCUGGUGGCUCAACCUUGAUAACGAUAACUAGAGUGGGGAUAGUUCUGCAGCUCCUUGAGCUAUUGUCAAAUUCCCUUGAGUCCUCUUCUCUAAAGGUUCCAAUCUUUGUAAUAUCUUCUGUGGCAGAAGAGCUAUUGGCGUACGCAAACACCAUACCAGAGUGGCUAUGCGAGCAACGUCAGGAGAAGUUAAUUUCAGGAGAAGCAUCAUUUGGUCAUCUUAAAUUCAUUAAAGACAAGAAGAUCCAUUUGUUUCCUGCCAUUCACUCACCCAACUUAAUAACAAGUUGGCAAGAACCAUGCAUCGUGUUUGCUCCUCACUGGAGUUUGCGGCUUGGUCCUUCUGUCCAACUUUUUCAGCGUUGGCGUGGAGAUCCAAAAUCAUUGCUUGUUCUCGAGGACGGUGGUAUAAGUUCAGGUUUAGGACUUCUCCCCUUCAGACCAAUCUCUAUGAAGAUUCUCCAAUGUUCAUUUCUUUCUGGAAUUAGGUUGCAGAAGCUCCCAGCACUUGUUUCCCUUUUGAAGCCAAAGAUUGUUUUGGUCCCUGAUGUUGUCAACCAGAGGAUCAAUCUUUCUUCAGUGAAGACAAAAGCUAUCCUGAAUUACUCUGAGAACAUGACGCUAAGUGUGGCAAGAGUUGUAGACAAUGCAGACGUAGAGAUAAUGGCAGAGUUAGCCACCAAGUUGAGCUGGAAGAAACUCAGACAGCGUGAAAACUUUGGUAUUGCGAGGUUAAAAGGUGACCUUGUGAUGGAGAAUGGGAAACAGAGAUUGGUUUCCGGGUUGGAUCAGGAAGAAAGUUCAGGAAAGGCUCGGUCACUUAGGCAUUGGGGCGCUGUGGCUCCUGAAACACUUUUGGAUGCGUUAAUGAAGAUGAGUAUAAUCGGAUCUAUAGAACACAGCAGAGGUGAGAAUGGAGCAGAAGACAAGAGCAUAAUCUAUAUAACAAAUCCUAGCGGUGGAAUGAUAGAGACCUCAGAGAUGGGUACUACUAUUAUAACAGACGAUAAGACUGUAGCCUCUAAGAUCUUCCAGGCGAUUGAUGGACUUCUUGACGGCUUAUAGAGCUAGUGUAGCUUUGAUUUACCAGAUCUUCAGAGCACAAAAUUUGCAGCAUAAUUCCUGGUAAGUGAUUUCCCUAGUAAGUUCAAGCACUUAAUGAUUGAAGCACGUAAGGGAAGAUCAGUUUAUUGUUUUGGAAUGAUCCUGGUAUCAAAGAUGAGCUUUAAUAUGUAUAGGUUUAGGUUCCAUUUAUGACACACAAGAGCACUCGUAUGUUCACAGUUGCAAGUAUAGUCACUGAAGUAGACAGCCUUUUUCCAUGUAUGUAACAUCUUAUUUAAAUUGAUUGAUGGUAGGCUUGGUUUGGUCUGAAAACUACAACUCUCAAACUAUGUUAUCUUUCUUUGCUUUUCCUGUUAUGUAAAGUAAAUCCAUUGAGA